Effrenium voratum is the source of this 1700-nucleotide messenger RNA. The record is from the annotation of a GenBank genome assembly. Lineage: Eukaryota; Dinophyceae; Suessiales; Symbiodiniaceae.
GUGAGAUCUUUGGCUGUUUGCCAUGGCGCAGCCUGUCUCUACUUGCUGGGUGGAUGAGAGCGCUUGGACAACUGCCAGCCAGGGUGACAGCGACAACUCACAGGCACUCGGUAACGCUGGCUCAGAGGCAUGGCCAGUUCCUCUGCUGCAAGGACGGCUGGCCUGAAUUGGGAGAGGUCAUGGAGGAUGCUGCCUGGCAGGUCGCGCCGGGCGAGUUUCCGGACGCUUGGCCCUGCGUCAGUGCUCAACAACGAGAAGGCGAUGUGGAGGGCUGGGACGCUGCGCGCACGGGUGCUUUUGCGGAGCCCUGGCCGGCCAAGGUUGGUUCUGCCCGGGGAGCGCACCUGGCACGGCUGGAAGCACGGCUGGACAAGCUGCGGAAAGCGCCCACGCGCGAGACCUGCAUGCGCUUGCGGGAUUUUGCUGCAGCGCAACGCGCUCCAAGGUUUGAUCAAGGAGCGUGUUCAGAGGAGGUGCCGUUGCUGGCAGCGGUCUAUGUCACGCAAGGUUCGGACAGGAGCAGGCAGUCGCGUAAGAAGCCUUCGCAGAAGGUUCCUGAUGCAAAUAUUCGUCAAAGGGUGCAAUGCUUUUUGGACGAGAAGCUGUGCACCACAUCCCGGAUGCUUGUGGACUUUGUGUCCUUGUCCAACGCAUCAUUCCUGUUUCUGGUCUGGGUGAAAGUGAAUCAGCUUGGCAUCGACGGUGUCCCGCCCUAUGAUAUCGCAGUGGUUCCGAUAGCUUUUUUCAAUGUUGGGCUGUCUGCCCUAUUUCAAGCUGACUACUUCCCGAACGAGAGGCGUUCAGUGGAAGUCUACGCCCUGCUGUGGAAUCUAAUGCUUGUUCUGGUCAAGGUCUUCGCGGACAGAUGCAACAUUACCGACCGAGACGAUACGAUCCUGGCCUAUAGGCUUUGUGCAGGGUUUUCUUUUGGAGAUCACCGCAAAGCAGCUGCAAUGCAGGUUCUUUGGGGGGUGCUGCAAGCCUAUAAGCCACACAUCGGAACCAUGGCCUGGGAUGCCAUUGUGUGGGAGUUGCAAAGACAGAUGUUCACUAUAGGCCACAUGUGGUUGCUGUGGUACGGAGCAGAGUACGCUGUCACACAGCUGUCUCAGCUCAUCAUCCAGAAUGCGGACGUGAAUGCCUCCCUGGAGGCCGCUCGCGCCGUGCUGGCCAGCCAGUGUGAUGCGGAGGCUUACCUGAGCGAAGACCUUGCCUUUCAGAACCCCUCAGCCAAGCUCGCUCACAUCUUGGGGGUGGGCGAGCCGCAGCUGCAGCAGAAGUGCAUCCUUGAUUUGCUGAGCGACGCAGACCAGGAGCGCUUUAAGAAGUUUGUCGAGGCAUCUGUGUACAACAUGAACAAUGGACAGCGGACUGCUGCAGGCUUGACAGUGACGCUGCAGCAUCCAAAGGGGCCGCGGGAUGUUCAGAUUUACUUGGGCAGCAUCCCGGCCCAGUUUGGAUCUGACAGGCCUUCCCACCUCAUUGCCUUAAACGAGGUCCGCGACCUAUCGGCAUGCGAACCCACGGAGGAGGAGACACCACCCCAGCAGCAGCUGCAGCAGCAGCCGCCGGUGAGCCCACAUGCUGGCCAGUCUGAGGACACAGGCGGCAUGCGCCUCAACGCCGAUGCCUUGGCUUACCACACCGGUUGCCACACCCGCUCCUGGGCCUAUGACGGUGGAGGCUCGCUCCUGGGCUAA